Messenger RNA from Notechis scutatus (mainland tiger snake), 894 nucleotides. Lineage: Eukaryota; Metazoa; Chordata; Lepidosauria; Squamata; Elapidae. The record is from RefSeq and is a predicted model, not a curated record.
GCGGGGAUGAACACAGAAAGCUAGAAUGAUGUCAGGAAGAAUUACAGGGGAAGAAAGAGAUUCUGCAUGUUGUGAUAAUUUGACUUCUGAGGUGACAACUGAAUCUUCUGAUCGAAAGUCUGAUGCAAAUAGGACAAGAAAUGCUGGUCAAAGCAAAGGUCUCGUACAUCAGUGCACUUCAAACAAAAAAAUCAUUACAGCUGUUAUUCUGAUCAUUGUUUUGUUUAUCGUUAUAAUUGUAUUGGCUGUUAAAAAAACAGAAACAUAUCUGCCUUAUCCUUCCUCUGCAAGCCAAGGUGUUGCCUGCCCAGAUUCCUGGAUUGGAUACCUAGGGAAGUGUUUCUAUGUAUCAAAAGAAGAAAGGAAUUGGACUGUCAGUUUAAGCACCUGUUCCUCACUUAAUGCCUCCUUGGCUGUGAUUGAUUCUCAGAAGGAAUUGGAUUUUUGGGUAGAAAUUCUCAAUCCACUUCAUUAUUGGUUUGGUCUCUCAAGAGAGGUUAAUCAGACCUGGAAGUGGUCCAAUGGCACAGAGUCUAAAAUUCAGUUUCCAGUGCGAGGAGAAGGCUUCUGUGCCUAUGUAAAUGGAAAAGGGGCCAGUAGUACCGUAUGCUCCAUGGAGAAAUAUUUUCUCUGCAGCCAACCAGAAAGUUGUAGAACGGCUGGAUGAGACAAUCUCAUCAAACCAAGGUAGCGCCUGGCUUGACUAAUAUUCAUUGGAAAAAUAUAUGCGUAUGAUAGCCCUCAACUUACAAUCCUUCAUUUAGUGACAGUUCCGAGAAGCUGAGAGGACAGCUGACUGAAUGGGCCUAUUUUGUGCCAGCAGAAGACUCAUUUCCUCUACUGCAACUGAAGACGUAACUUGCAGAGCCCCUGGUGCAUGGUCAGCACCUGAAU